AUGAAGCACAAUCGGCGCGAAGAUGGCACGGGUCCGCCUGCUGCGUUGUCCCCGCGCAAGCGACUGAAGCCGGUGCCUUUGCCACAAGAGGUCCAGCAACAGCCCACGGUUCGGAACCUCGUCGAGCAGUUCGCCAUGUCCCCCGAGGAGGCCUUGCAAGAGGCAGCAGCCACGAACCAGUACUUGAACGAGACGUACGGGGAUGUAGUAUUUCGAGGCGGCAAAGGGGGAAAGGCAGCAGAGAAGAAGGAGGAGAAUAGAACGGGUGAUAGCGAUGAUGAUGCAGACGCAGAAGAAGAACAGCAGGAAGACGAAGAAGAAACGGAAGAUGGAGACGACGGAGAGAGUGAUGAUGCAGAAGAAGUGGCCGACAACGACUGUCCUCUUGCAUGUGCGAUCAAAAAAGGUCGAAUGGAUAUGGUCAAAUACCUCUACGCCAACAAAGGACACAGGGCGUCUUCGCUUGAAAUGGUGUCCAUAGCUGCGGCCACCAAUGGGCCCUUUGAAGCUGUGAAGCUUUUGGACGACGGUGGAGUGUACGCUGGCGCGUCGGCGGAGGCCUUUGAGUUUGCUGCUGGUGGCGGCCAAGUUGAGAUUAUGAAGUUCUUUCAGUCGAAAGAAGACUUCGAUGCUGCCUCUCUCGGUGAUUCGCUGGUGAUGGCAGCAUCGUUUGGCAAAGCGGACGUGGUGAGGUAUUUGUACUCUAUCGAAGGAUUUAAGCCUGCAACUGCGCCGAUAGACGAAGUCUUGGCUCAAGCAGCUGGUAAAGGACGCCUGGAAGUGGUCAAGAUCUUGAAUACCAAGGAAAAUCUCUCGCGGGAGGCGACCGAGAAGGCGUUUGCGAGAGCGGUAACGGCUCAUACCGCUGUUAGCGAUCAAGCAGGAGUUGUGAAGUACUUGUACGCUACGGGACGCAUCUCUCCAAGCUUUAUCCGAGGCUGUUUUGUGGCUGCCGCGCAGAUCAGUAGCGUUGAAGUCGUCGAGCUCUUGUAUGCAAAGGGCUCCAUCUCCCCAGACGUGGUUGAGGCGGCGUUUUCCCACGCGGGUGAGACGUACAUUGUGGCGAGAUUGUACAAUUCCGGGUAUGUUUCACGGGAGCUGAUGGCGCGCGAGUCGAAGAGCAUCAGACCCGGCCACGUUCGAGUUGUGCGGUUCCUUCGGCAGAACCUGAGGAAGUCCAGUCCUCAAGUUGCAGCCCAGAAACGCACGACCGAGCCCAAGGACGUGUAUGACACUGCUGCCUACGAUUUCCACCAGCUGAAGUGUGUCAAGACAGAGUGGUUUGCGCGUGACAUUCAAGCUCUCCCUCACGUCACGAAGCUCAUUGACUUGUUCGCAAUGUCAGCCGAAACAGCGGCGAUGGAGGCCGCUGCAACCGGUCAAGUUUUACUGCUGGUGGGCACCCUCGAUGCAAUGAGGUGUUUGGUUUCGCUAUACCGAGAUCCUACGCUGGAGGCGCUGAAGCAAGCAUUGGAUAAUGAUCACCACAAGAUUGUACGACUGGUGUGUGAAGCUAUUGAGUGCAAGAAGUCGCUUCCGUGGGCAGUCGAGAACGGCCAGCUUGAAGUCGUAAAAGCCAUCUACGAGUUUCAUUACCAGGACGGUGACAUACAUCUGCCGGACGUGUAUCAAGCCGUCUUAGCUGUGGCCUCAGCUGGAGACCUACCGAUCGUCCAAUUUUUAAUCGAAAAGUAUGGGGAGGAACUGUAUCCGGAACGUAGUGGCGCUGUCGGUGGACGCCCACUCACAAGAGCUAUAGAAGAAGGCAGGGUGGAGAUCGCGAAGUACCUGUACACGAACAACGCAUUCCUAGCCUCGGCCUUCGAUAUGAUCUUUUCAGCUGCAGCUACACACGGCCCCAUUGAACUCGUACAGCUCAUGUGUAGCGACGAAAGGUGCGAUGCUUGUCUACGCAAGAAGGGUUUUGUCCUUGCGGCUGGAGGUGGCCAGUCGGCAAUCAUGGAGUUCUUUCGGUCAAAAGAAGGCGUCGACGCCUCAGUGGUUAGUGAGGCCUUCGUGAGGACUGCCGGGUGUGGACAGACAAGGAUCGUCGAGCAACUUUACGCGUCUGAAGGACACGAGGCUUUGACUGCCAUCGACGAAGCGGCUAUCCUAGCGAGUGGUGGUGGUCACCUCGAAGUGGUCAAGUUCUUCGAUAACAAAGAACAUGUCACUGAAGAGCUGGGCGUCAAGAUGUUUCAGAGUGCAGCCACAGAUGAAGGGCUAAAAGACGUGAGCAGCGACGACCACGUUGGCGUUCUGGAGUAUUUGUACUCGAAAGGAUGGAUCUCUAUGGAUGCCAUAGCUGAGAUUUUCCCAGAAGCCGCGAGUUACAGCAGCACCGAGGUGGUCGAGUUCUUGUUCAACACAGGGCCGAUGCCGUCUGACGUGGUGGACGAAGCAUUUGAAGAGGCAAGGUGCGGAAACUCCGCCCCCGUAGUGGAAUUUCUCUGUAAAACCGGCGCAGUUUCGUCGGAGUUGAUCGAAGAAGUAUUCAUCGAAGCUGCUGGGGAGAACGCUAUCUACUUCGUGGAGACUUUGUACAAUAGCGGGCGCACGUCGCAGGAAUUACUGGAAAGGGCUCUGCGCGUAGCCCCUGAUGAUGAUGACCACAGCAUAGUCCAGUUAUUCCUCAGGCGGAAGAAAGCUGCCGAAUGA
Phytophthora sojae is the source of this 2658-nucleotide messenger RNA. RefSeq lists its product as hypothetical. Bases 1 to 2658 code for a protein of 885 amino acids. The record is from RefSeq and is a predicted model, not a curated record. Gene Ontology annotation, molecular function: protein binding. NCBI's taxonomy places the organism in Eukaryota, Oomycota, Peronosporomycetes, Peronosporales, Peronosporaceae. The transcript is spliced from 3 exons.